Molecule: messenger RNA, 6716 nt
Organism: Pseudophryne corroboree (corroboree frog)
Lineage: Eukaryota; Metazoa; Chordata; Amphibia; Anura; Myobatrachidae
Gene: FER1L5
Product: fer-1 like family member 5
Exons: 55
Coding region: 52-6126 (2024 amino acids)
Biological process (GO): macrophage activation involved in immune response; vesicle fusion; negative regulation of phagocytosis
Cellular component (GO): T-tubule; cytoplasmic vesicle; membrane
Source: RefSeq, a predicted model, not a curated record
AUACAUGUGACGUCAGCGAAGUCAGGGCUGAGAGAGAGGCGGGAGGAGGGAAUGAUGGUCACACAAUAUCCCAGGCCUCAGACAUCAAGCUGUGACACAAUGCUGUGCCUCCUGGUUGUAUCGGCAAACAUUCACCUUACCAAGACUAAAAAGGCAGACUGUAAGGUUGUUGCAACUUUCCAAGGAAUUACAAAAGCAACAAGUGUUGUGGCCAAAGAAAGCAAUCCCGUGUGGAAUGAGGCUUUAGUGUGGCCACUGGGGGAAACCAGAGUGGACAGUAACUCCGAACUGUAUAUCAAUGUCAACGGCCAUGAUGAGUCACACAAGAUUACAGUGUUUGGCUCUCACAUCAUUCCGCUGAAGGCUCUGCUGGAAGACCAGGGCCAGACACACAAUGAGGUCCCAUUGCUCAACAGUAAGAAGCAGCCAACUGGGAAUACCAUAACUUUUCGCAUUGUAUGCACUCAAGAAAUUAAUACCAAGGACAGUCCAAAUGAAGAUGUUAAGCAAGACCAGAAGAUAAGUCUUCAAGAAAAGAGAGAUCUUACCGACGAGGUGCAAGAUUUGAGGGUUAAGGUUCGAAUCAUCUCUGGGCGACAGCUGUUUGGAAGUAAUAUCAAGCCUGUGGUGAAAGUACGGGUGGGGAAAAAAGUUCACAUAACCCGAGUACAACGAGGCAGUGAUCCAUAUUUUAAUGAGAUUUUCACCCAAGAUUUCCACCAAAUGCCAUCGGAAGUGUUUGGAGAACUAAUACACAUCCAGGUGUUGAACUCAAAUGCAGCCAGGAAUAACUCUGUCAUUGGAGUAUUCAAAAUGGACAUUGGAAGUGUGUAUGAUGAUACAGGUCAUGCUAUACUGAGAAAAUGGCUGAGUCUGUAUGAACCAGACAAUGUGAACUCUGGGGUGAGAGGUUAUCUGAAAGUCAGCCUGUUUGUUCUUGUAGCAGGUGCUUCUGCCCCGGUAGAAGAUCAGAACGUGCCCGACGACGAUGAUGUGGAAUCCAACCUGCUCACUUAUUCUUUAGUUUACACUCAUGUCGCCAGUGUACGUGUGAAGAUUCUUAGAGGGGAGGACAUUCCAAAAAAGAGUCACUCUCUGCUGACCAUGUUUGGCACGAAUUUACAAUUGCACUCUCACACAGUGAAUCCAUUUGUGAAAGUUACCUUUGCUGGCAAGACGCUAAAAACUACGGUGGUCCACAAGAACAGCAACCCUGUGUGGGAUCAGAUGCUGGUGUUUCCUGUACAGUUUCCUACAAUGUAUGAAAAAAUCCAGCUGACCGUAUACGACUGGGACUCAAUAGGUCAGGCAGAUGCUCUCGGCAGUGCUUCCCUGUAUAUCUCCCAGAUGUCAGUCGCAGCGCAUGAGAGCAAAACUGGAGAAAACAGUGGCUUCCUGCCGACAUUUGGGACAAGUUUUCUGACUCUUUACGGAAGUCCUCAUGAGUUUCUUGGUGCACAAAAUAAUCAACAAAGCCUUAACCAAGGAAAGGAGGAAUGUGUGGCGUAUUCUGGCCGGCUGCUGCUUCAAGUGCAGACUGUUGUGGAGGAUAAACCGAUGUUAAAGGUGGAGGCGAUCCCUCUGUCAGACGUCUGCAGGGUUGAGUGCCUCACGCCCCGUAAGAAGUUUGUCCUUGCAGGCAUCCUGUACUCUGCCACCAUGCUGCCAGAGGUGAAGGAUCCAAUCCAAUUUGAGAUGAGCAUGGGCAACUAUGGCAACAAGUUUUACAUGACGUGUGAACCUUUUUCAUCCACCACACAGUACAAUCAUGCUGUAUUCGAUGGUAAUUAUUACUACUACUUGCCCCUGUAUGAAGCUAAGCCUGUGUUGGUAGUCACCACCGAGUGGGAAGAUGUCACACAUCGGAUGCAUGCUUUCAAUGUCCUUCAAGCUAUGCAUAAAAAUCUGAGUAAACAUAUUCAAUUCCUGCAGAGAGAGAGCUACCCUCAGAGUUUGGACAAAAGCUGGAGAUACAGACUGCAAGAAAUGAAUGCGCUGUCUGGAUGGACAUGGUCUGCUCUGGAGAACAUCUGUAGCAGCACCACUCUGGACCAACAGCUGAAAUCAAUUCGCCAGUUAUUCUUACAAGACAUGAUGCACUCCAUUGAAGGCCUUUUGAAAAAAAAGGACCCAGGGCUUGAGCUGCUCACUCAGCUGGACGAUUGGCUGCAAAGACUGACUGAAAUAACCUAUGAGCCUCAGAUCAGCCUGCCAGAUGUGAUAAUAUGGAUGCUAUACCAAGACAGACGUGUAGCUUAUGCACAAGUGUGCCCAGCUGACAUACUGUAUGGAAAAACAGGCAUGGGUAUUCACUGUGGACGUUUACAAACCAUUGCCUUGAAGCAUUUCCCUGCACAGAAGAAGCCAUUCACUGCACCUCCUGCGCAACUCAGACUGAGACUGUGGCUGAGCCUAAUGUCUGAUGCCAGGAAGAUGAAUCGAUUCUUCCCAGGAAGCCUCUUUGCGUGUGCAGAAACUUAUGAAAACCAGGCCAAAUGGCUGGGAAGUUGGAGCACCAAGACACUAGGCUCCUACCCACCAUAUUCUGAUAUCACUGGGAUUGUUUCACUUGAAGGAUUUCAACCACCAGAGGGCUGGUGCUGGCAUGGGGACUGGUAUCUGAAGCCGCAGAAAAGGGUUCCACUGGACAAAAACAGCAGUCACUGGGAGGACGUUUAUGAGAAUGAGACACGCACACUUGGAGGGACUUGGAACCCAGAUCAGAUUCCCUAUACCGCAGUUAAUGGAGACGAGCACCCGUCCAUGGACAAGACAGUGUGCGCUGAGGGUUGGCACUUUGUACAAGACUGGAAAGUGGAGCACACUGGUAGUGCAGACUGUUUGGGGUGGGAAUAUGGUUCCGGGUCCAGCACACCUUGGGCUGCGGAAGAGGAGACGCACCACACUCAUCGUAGGAGGCACUGGAGAUGCAAAAGAGAGCGAAAUGUCAGACCACAAGUCUCUGACUCUGUUGUCACGUCCUUCAAGGAACUGCAUUCAGAAGCAGCAGAUCCCGCACGCUGGGAAUAUGCUCCAGCUUCUGAGUGGAAGUUUAAUCUGAAACAAACUCCUACUGACGUGUUCAGGAGACGCUGCUGGAGAAGAGUUAUGGUUCCCUCAGACCAGUCCAUGUCAUUUGCCAUAUUUUCGCAGGAAAGAUCAAGUGAGUUAGAUUUAGACAAGCUUGACAGUAACAAAGAGACAAAGGAUGCUCCCAAAGGAGUCCUGAGAUAUAACAAUCCUCUCAUAUACUGCCUGUGCACAGGCCGCCACCUUUUCCAGCUUCGCUGUUACUUAUUCGGUGCCCGAGGUCUUCCCUCCACAGAUGGAAGCAGCUCUUCAGGCAGUAACGUCCACUACCUGCAAUCUGAUGAAUCAGACGAUGACCAACCACACCACGAGGACGUGGAGGAAGGCGAAUUGGAGGAAGAUAUGUACGUCCAGGUGUGUUUUCUACAAUACAGUCAGCACUCUGAGGACUUCUGUCGCUCUACUGUUUGGGAUCAGACACUUCUGUUCUGUGAUAUAAUCAUCUAUGGCAAGCCCAAGUCUGUGUUGAAGGAGCCCCCCUACGUCACCAUGGAGGUCUUUAAAAAGGAUCAAAGGGGCAAGGAUGAAUCACUGGGUUGUUGUUCAUGUCUUCCCAUUGUACAUAUUAAUGUUGACACUCGCAUACCCCCACGUCUGAAAUGGUGCCCUGUCAGAAUGGAAAAGACGUCUUCUGUAGAAUUGCUGACAGCCUUUGAGCUUCUGUUGGAUGAAAAGAAUGGAAAAUUAGAUUCUAUACCACCACUGCCAACAAAUGAAAAUGGAAACUUUAAUGUACCAGAGGGGAUUCGCCCAACACUAGUGCCCAUGACUCUUGAGGUUCUUGCAUGGGGCAUCCGAAACAUAAAGACCUUCCACCUUAGGAGUGUGCUGAGUCCCAGCUUGCUGGUAGAAUGUGGGGGGAAGUGUGUUCAAACACGCCGCAUUCAUAACUUCAAGAGGAACCCCAACUUCCCUUCUGAGAUUCUACAUUUGUUAGUGGAUCUCCCAAAAGAAGAGUACUAUAUGCCCCCCAUCCUGCUUAAAGUCCUUGAUAACCGGCCAUUUGGCUACACACCCAUUGUUGCCACCUGUACAGUCAGAGACUUGAAGCCAUAUUUCAUUCAUCCUGCAAAACUUCAAGAUGUUCCACCCACACAAGAGCUACCAGCUGGUUUAAACUCACCUCAGGAUAUCAAGGCAAAUGUCCAGAAAAUUCCGCAAUAUCUAGAGGAAGAAGACGAAUUUGAUUGGUGGAGUAAAUUCUUUGCCUCAAUUGGUGACCAUGGCAACAGUGGAGAUUGCACUGAUAAGGGGCAAGACCUUCUUGUGGUGUACAACACAGAGUUGGAGUCCAUCCCUUCCUUUCAGGGUCUGAAGGAUUUUUGCCAGACGUUUAAGCUACAACGGGCAAAAUCCUAUGAUGAUAAUGACGAAGAUCUUUCUGUAGUAGGAGAGAUAAAAGCCUCAAUUAAGAUCUGUUUCACUUCGGAACAUAAGAUGCUUACCCCACAACAACAUUACAGCCUAAGUGCUGGUCCAGAGAAAUGUCUGGUGCGGGUGUACAUUAUCCGAGGCCUUGACCUGCCACCCCAUGACCUGAAUGGCUUGUGUGACCCUUACAUCAAAAUCUCCGUUGGUGAAAAGAAAAUGGAGAACAGGAAGAAUUACAUACCAUGCACGCUGAAUCCUGUAUUUGGCACAAUGUUCGAACUGAGCUGUGUAAUUCCGCUGGAGAAGGACUUAAAAGUUUCCGUAUAUGACUAUGACCUUAUGUCACCGGAUGACAAGAUUGGCGAAACUGUUAUUGACCUUGAGAACAGACUCCUUUCACAUUUUAGGGCUAACUGUGGAUUACCCCAAACCUACAGAGUAUCCGGUCCCAACACUUGGAGAGACCAGCUUCUCCCUUCUCAGCUUCUAAAUGUCACCUGCUCCCGCAGAGAAUGGGCCUCCCCAACUUACACAGAGGAUGGACAGGAAGUGUCAGUCAACAACAGAAAGUUGUGCUUGUCACAGUUUGAAAGUACAGGUUGUACACAUAGACAGUUUGGACCCCCAAAGGAGCGACUAUCAUUGUAUGUUCUGCGCACCCUUGGAUUAGUUCCUGAACAUGUUGAAACCAGAUCGCUCUAUAAUCCAGUAAGACCCUCUCUGGAACAGGGCAAACUACAGAUGUGGGUGGACAUUUUCCCAAUGAGUUUGGGGGCUCCUGGACCACCUUUUAACAUUUCACCGAGAAUUCCAAAGAAGUAUGUUUUACGGUGCAUUGUUUGGCAGACCCAGGAGGUGGAUCUUCAAGACACCAAUAUCUUUGGUGAAAGGAUGAGUGAUAUCUAUGUAAAGGGGUGGAUUGACGGAAUGGAGUGUGACAAACAGUGUACAGAUGUCCACUAUCGGUCACUAGAUGGCACUGGUGUCUUUAACUGGAGAUUCAUCUUUAACUUUGAGUACAUUGAUACAGAGAAAAUGUGUGUUGUUCAGAAAAAGGAUCACCUCUGGAGCUUGGACAAGAAUGCUAUGUACCUACCACCAAAACUAAUCAUCCAAAUCUGGGACAAUGACAAGUUGUCAGCUGAUGACUUCUUGGGUGUGCUAGAGCUUAACCUGACCCAUGUCCCCCGCCCUGCUCUCUUCCCUGAGAACUGUACUCUGAAUACAAUGAAAGGGUUGGAGACACGACGGGGCUUUCUCCGUUAUCUCAUUCCGAAGGUGUCCAGCCCCUGCUUCUUUUCUCUCUUCAAGCAGAAAUCUUUAAGAGGCUGGUGGCCUUGUGUGCCACAGAACAACAGCAAACCCAAGCUUUCGGGUAAAAUUGAGCUCACUUUAAUACUGAUGACAGAAAAAGAGGCUGAAGAGAAUCCAGCUGGGAAGGGACAAGAGGAACCCAAUAUUAAGCCAAAGCUAAAUCCACCCAUGCGGCAUGACUCGUCUUUCCUUUGGUUUACGUCACCAAUUAAGAGCUUGCGUUACAUAAUAUGGCGGAGAUAUCGCUGCAGAUUCCUGUGUGCCCUCUUCUUUUCUCUGGUUCUAUUGCUGAUUGGUGUUUUCGUGUAUUCUUCAUUGAGCUACCUGGCCAUGAAACUGAUAAAACCUUAGUGUAAUGAGAACAUCUUGCCAUGGGGUAAUGUCAGCAUUAGCCACAAAGACAGUAAUGACCAGCAUCCUCUGCACCAGAAGCAUUUGUGAUGUCCUGAACUCAUUGUGAACAAGAUCAUACUCCUAUAAAUGGUUGUGAACCACUGCAUUAAAGGGAUGCACAGAAGUGUGAGGUUUAGGCAGCAAUAAUGGGAAAUAAGUCCUACAAGUUAUUAGUCAUACUAGGCAUUAGAAUUGUCGUGGAUGCAUGGAUUACUUGUGCCAGGUUCCUCUUCCUCUUAGGGAGUAAAAGAAAGGUGUACAACCAGGAACAGCAGGAGACUUUCACCUAGGCUCCGCAGAAAUAGUCUAUAGUGUUAAGAGGAUUGGUUCCGGCACUAUUUUUAAUCCCUUGUUUAUUUUUUACCAACUCUUUGCAUUAAAUAUUCUUCAAAUAGAUUACCAAAACAUGUAAAAUAAAAUAGAUAACAUGCUGUGUAACGUACUGGAAAAUUGAAUAUAGAAGGAGUACGUAUAAACUCAACCUUGAUGACUAAAUUACAAUCUUUGGAAUAAACUCCCAGUGGUUGCAUGGGCACUGUGGAUAUUGU